UAUAAGUAAGUCUAUGUAAUAUUUAAUAUAAUAAAAUAGAACGAAUAUGGUGGUGAACGUAUUAUAAAAAGGGAGAAAUAGAAAAAGUAAGGGUCGGACUAUCUUAUGAAUAUAUCGAAAGACGUCACACAAUAGCGGUUGCACUGCGUGACAUCGAGCCACGCGCUCGUCUUCUCCCUCUCCUCCUACGCAUUUAUUCUUUCCCUCGUGUUAGUAGUAGUCGUCGUGGUCUCUUCGGUCCGUUCGGUAAAAAGCUUGUGCUCCUCUCUUGUGAACUCAAGUGGCAGGAAAAGCUUAGUCGUUCACGGGCCGUGCUCGAGUACAGUUCGAGAUUGAUUUUACGCGAGUCCCUUUCUCUUUUUUCUCUCUCUCUCUCUCUCUCUCUGUCUGUCUUUCUUUCUCCCUUCUUUUCACUUUUUUCUUAUUUAUUUGUCUUUUUUUGAAAAUGCCAUUUUUUAUUCCUUCCCCCACCCCCUAUUAGUACUGCCUUGACAUGUGAAAUUCAUAUUUCGAUCCUUUUUUUUUUAAUUUCUUUCGUUAUUUUUGUUAGUCUUGCUUUUUAUGUUAAUUUAUUUUUUAUUUAUUUUUCCUUCUCCCGUCUUUUCUUUUUUUCUUAUAUUUUUUUUUUUUUACCUACUUUGAAUCCUUGUUUCCUUUUCGAUCGGAUGAUUUCGCACGCGAUGAGGUGAAGAAAAGAGAAAGAAAAGGUAGUUGGUUAGGAGCACGAAAGACUUUCCUCGAGCAAGGAUUCGCAUUCAACGAUGCUGGCAAUAAAAGCACUUGUGAUCAUUCUCCCUGUCAUCGUUGUUGCCAAUCCCCUCUUCGAUGUUGCUCAAGAGAUGUCCUGCUGUUCGUCGGCUGCCGGAUCCUGUCGAAGCGUUUGCUCGAAGAUUCCACUAGUAACUUUGGGAGCAGACCCUGAAGCAAGAAAAAAUGCAACUUCACGUUUUUUAGAAUUCUGUUCCUUUGAGUUGAUAGAUUUUUGGACCUGCGUUAACUUCACUUUGGAGGAAGUGAAGAAAAAUGAAAAUUGGACAGGUAGAAAGUGUUGUCAUUUGGCACAAAAUCCAAUAUGUCAGACGACUUGUGCUGUGUCAGGGUCCAGAAGUAACUUGAGUGAAUCAUGUAGACCUAGCGACGAGCCGGAACUAGUUUCUUGUUUGGAAAGACGCGAAGAAGCAGAACGUUGUUGCAGUACUGUUUCAAAUGACACAUGUAGAUCAGUUUGUAAGGAUUUAUUCCACAAACCUGGAAAACGAUCGAGUUUAAAGUUAUAUAAUAGCAAGGGUUGUUUUCAUCAAAUACCAAAGUGUCUCAAAAACGUAGCCGAGGUUAGGCGUGUCGACGAUCCCAAACAAUAUUUGCAUUGUUGCGAUGAAGCGACGAAUGCAGCAUGUUCAGAUACAUGUCGGAAAAUUCUCCAAACAGCAACGACCGAUCAGGAAAUUUUGGACGCUCUUGCAGAAAAAUGUAGUCCCAUAUUGCCUCAUUCGCCAUUGUGGAGUUGCGUAUUGAAAUCAACUCCAACGAAACCAAUACGUUUACCAUUGGACACCGGUAAACUUUCCUGUUGUUCAAGAGCAACUAAACAACGUUGUCAGAAUCUUUGCUGGAGGGCAUUUCAAGCCGAUUGGGAAACAGCUUGGUCUCAACUGGAUUCCGAGUGUCUUUCUUCAAACUUGGAUAACGAAUUACGAAGAUGUCUCGAUGAAGCUGAUAAUUCUUGUGAAAUGGGAUGCUCUGGUCUUUCUUAUUGUGCACGAUUUAACGACAGGCCGACUAUGCUGUUCAGGACGUGCACAGCUGCAGCAGAUGAUGCUGCCAAGUGGGAGGCAGAUCAUUGGUCUCGCGGUGGUAUCAUUCGAGGACUUGGCGUUGCUGUUCAAAUAGCAUCAUCCUGUCCACCAGAAACUUUACGCGCUGCAGCCUGCCUUUUGCAAUUACGACCUUGCGAGGCAAGAAUACACGAGACACGACUAUGUCGAGAGGAUUGUUUAGAAUUGAUGGCUAAUUGUGUAGAUUGGUCUACUAUCACAGGAUCUCAUACGGCUGCAACUUUAUGUUCAAAGCUUUCACCAAGUAGACCAGAUGCUCCAUGUGUUUCUUUAAAGCCUUUUCUUGAGAAUCCACGGGAUGACAAUUCUGUGAUUAAUCCGCAGGACGAUAUUACGACACCAUGUAAAAAUAAUCCUUGUCCUCAAGGUCAAAUAUGUCUUUUAACCGUAAACGAACGUGAAACUUAUCGUUGCGUACCUGGCUGUACUCUGGGAGAAAUAUCAAAGCAAGUAGUACCACUUUCUUCGUGGGUUCAAAUUCCAAGAUAUGAUAAACACGGUUGUCUCAGGAUAUGUCAAUGCACGUUACAAGGAUUGGAGAAAUGUAAAAAAUUGAAUUCCAUCAAUUUCGAAUUUUGUUGGGUACAAGAUCGUUUUAUUCCAUCGAGAUCGAACUUUUAUCUCGAGUGUAAUCUUUGUCGUUGUUUCGAGGGAGAAGUUACUUGCUCGAGAAAAUCAUGCACUGAAAUUAAGAUACCCUCUUUACCAUGCGAUUGUCCGGCUCAUUAUGUACCAGUUUGUGGAAAGUCAGGCUACACUUUUGCAUCGGCAUGUUUAGCUAAGUGUGCUGGUUUUACCGCGAAUGAAGUUGACUUUGGUAGAUGUUCCAGUCGGGAUCCAUGUUUUCCAAAUCCUUGUAACGGUACAGAUAAAUGCGUAAGAAGGCGUAGAGUUUGUUUAACAUCGAUUCACAAAUUUUGUCAACAAUACGAGUGCGUACCAAUAGAUUGCAAUCCUCGAGAAGAAACUAGUGGUCCGGUCUGCGAUAAAGACAAUCGUCAGCAUCAUUCGAUUUGUGCUAUGAUACGAGCUGGGGCUAGUCUUGGCUAUAGAUCUCCUUGUUUGAAGGGUUGCAGUCUUCGGGGACCGGUUUGUGGUAUCGACGGUGAAGUAUACAUCAAUGAAUGUGCUGCCUGGGCAGAGAAAACUGUUGUAGAUUAUUAUGGUCCAUGUGUUACCGUUGGCUUGAUAAGUGAUGAAGCAAAGCCUCGAUGCGGUGAUAUUGUUCAAUGUCCAUCUUUGAAGGAGCCCAAUUGUAUCGGCGUUACUCCACCUGGUGCUUGUUGUCCUGUAUGUGGCGGAGCUGCCAGAUUAUAUUAUUCGAAAAAACAGUUGGAUAAAAUAUAUCACAUGAUGGAUGAAGAAAUUGAUAAAGACUUCGUCACAUUGGAUGCUCUUUUAUCUGCAUUAAGACGACAAGUACAAGUAGCACAGUGUGCACUUCGCGGUAUGGUAACUCUCGAGGGUGAUAUUUUCGUUGUAGUACAAUCUGUGCUUGAAAAACCUUCGUCUUUACAAUUACGAGCUUGCGUAGCGGAAAUGGAAAAACUCGUUGUUAGAAUUACGGAGAGAAGUUCUAAAAUUGCAGCAGAAGUUCCUUUGGGAUCGCUUACUCGAGCAGAAUUGGCACAUAAUCAUAUUGCUAGUGCUAACGUUAAUCGUGUUUGGUUUCCUAUAAUCGCGUGCAUGAUCAUAUUCAGUAUUUUUACAUGAGCGAUUAGAAACUAACAAAGCAUACACAGAAAAAAAGAAAAAUUGUAUUAAUUGCUGUUACGAUUUACGUACCUUCGAACGAACAGA
Molecule: messenger RNA, 3635 nt
Organism: Polistes dominula (European paper wasp)
Lineage: Eukaryota; Metazoa; Arthropoda; Insecta; Hymenoptera; Vespidae
Gene: Reck
Product: reversion-inducing-cysteine-rich protein with kazal motifs
Biological process (GO): extracellular matrix organization
Cellular component (GO): plasma membrane
Molecular function (GO): metalloendopeptidase inhibitor activity; protein binding
Source: RefSeq, a predicted model, not a curated record